AUGAAUGUUUCUCCAUCGAAACCAGAGUUCAAAAUCGUUUUUGUUGGAGACUCAUCAGUCGGGAAAACAAGUAUUAUUGUAAGAUAUUCCAAUAAUUUAUUUUCUUCGGAUAAUCAACCUACAAUUGGUGCUGCUUUCGUUUCAAAAGAGGUUACAUCCCCAUAUGGACAGGCCAUUCUUCAUAUUUGGGAUACAGCUGGUCAGGAGAGAUAUAGAAGCUUAGUUCCAAUGUAUUCCAGGGGUUCAUCAAUCGCAAUUAUCGUUUUCGAUACAUCCGAUGAAGACGGAUUUACAUCAGUGGAAGACUGGAUAGCAAAAGUCAAGGAAGAUGUUACACCAGAAUGUAAAAUUAUAGUUGUCGGAAAUAAGUUAGAUCUCGAGCCAAGAUUUAAUAGAGAAUACGUCGAUGAUUGGUCAAAGAAAAACGAUAUUCCUGUAGUUUACGCUUCGGCCAAAUCAGGUCAAGGCAUUGAUUUGAUCUUUCAGACUGUUGUUUCGGCUCUACCACAGGCUAAAUUUGUUCUUAGCGGUCAAGAUGUGGAUAUUGAAAACAAUAAAAAAGAAAAGAAAUCAUGUUGCUAA
Molecule: messenger RNA, 582 nt
Organism: Trichomonas vaginalis G3
Lineage: Eukaryota; Parabasalia; Trichomonadida; Trichomonadidae
Product: retrograde vesicle-mediated transport, Golgi to ER
Exons: 1
Coding region: 1-582 (193 amino acids)
Molecular function (GO): GTPase activity; GTP binding
Source: RefSeq, a predicted model, not a curated record